This is a messenger RNA of Trichobilharzia szidati, 263 nucleotides long. Lineage: Eukaryota; Metazoa; Platyhelminthes; Trematoda; Strigeidida; Schistosomatidae. The record is from the annotation of a GenBank genome assembly.
CACCUUCGAUUGUGAUUAUUACAAUACUAUCUUCAUUAAUGUCAAUCUGGUGGUUUGUUUGGUGGAUUAUCGUGUUAUACACGAUCUGUUGGAUUGUUUUUUAUCAAAUUUAUACAACUAAUGAAGAGUUAAGUGAUUCACAAAUAGAAGCACAAAUGUUUCUAGAUAACUGUUAUGCAAUUCAGAAUAUCGAUCAUCAGCAACAUCACCACCAAAAAGUGGUAUCCAUUAAUCAAGUUCAACAAUUAUCUCAUGAUCCAUCG